GUUUGAUGAACUGUUAUCAGUUUGAUCUCCGAUAUUCGGUUCGACCGGAUGGUGCAGUGUCAAAAACAUUACUUACAGCUUCGUUAAAGGCGAGCUGAAUGAAACCUCAGCCCGGGGCAAAUUAAGCCUUUUGGACUAGAAUAGUAGCACCUUGACCUUGACCACAUUUCUUGGCCCUCUUUUCUUUCUCCUUUAAGUUGAUUGCUCUGGGGAUCCCUUACACGUGGCGGGACAGCCGUUGAGAAUAAGCAGAUAUGUGGAACGAAAGGAAGCCAGCAGCGUGUCCUCUUUCUGCUGCUGCUGCUGCUGCUGCUUUCCUUACGUGAGCAUAUUGAAGUCUACAAUUCUGCUGCUUAACUUAGUUAAAGCGUAUGGUACCGGCGGAGAUACAUGGCCGACUGUUGCUGGAGUCCACAAAACAUGUAUCCACUCUAUAUCUAGAUAUGAACUAAUCCAGUUUAAGUUGGUGGUGGGCUAUACUUUUGAUUACACGUCCUUAUCAAGUACAGAAAUGGUGAGACACAAGGAAAGCUACAGCUACAGCUACAGCGGCAAGAACAGCCAAGCCCAGGACUAUAAUCCAAAAGAGGUAGAAGAUGAUGUGGGGCAAGGGAAGCUUUACUCUCCAGCAGCUGCGAUCAACCAUAGUCGCGAUGCCCCAAAGCAAGGGAAGAAAGAGGAGCAGGAGGAGAGAAAGAUGCGGACGAUAAUGGAGAAGGUGUUGGAGAAGCUUGGAGCUGCUAGUUCCGUCCCUAAACAAGCAAUCGACAACUUCCGCCAGUUCCUGGACAGCAUGGUGAAGGAAGCCAGUGUCGCCGCCCAUGGCAUCACCAUGAAAGAUGGUCUCGACCGGAUCAAGAACUGCCUCCUUGACAUCCUCCCCUCCUCCCUCGCUUCCAAGUUGGUGGAUGAUGCGGAGAAGGAGGCCAAUGAUGAAGAUGACGCUGCAACAGCAGUAGAAAGUGGCCGGCGGGGUGAUGAGAAGGCUUCGGGUACUUCUAAUAAUGGCAGCCGCCAGUCUUCGCCAUCGUCCAGGCUUUGAGGAACACCGCGCCGCCUGGUGAUCAGUAGGUUCCGACCCGAUCAUACAAAUCGGCGUGUUUGCUAAACUGUAUCGGCAGGUCCGACCGGAAAAAAUUGGCUACAUGCAGUCUUUCUUUUGGAAUUAGGAAGUGGAAAAAAAAAUUUAGCAGAUUACAAAAUAAUAGGAGGAAAGCAGGAUGCUUCUUCUCAUCCAUCCCUCUGAUUCUGAUACAUUGAAAAGUGUAUAGAAGUUUUGAAGGGAGAGGGUCAGGGUCCAUCAUCUCCAUCUCCAUCUCUGAUUAGAUUGCAGAUAUCAGAGCACUCUACCAGGCUGCAAAUGCCAAAGCCAAAUGUGGAAGAUUGUCAUGCAAUCAGCCCUAAAUCUCUACAUUUGCUAAGCAGAAAGGAAAGCAAGGGGAAUGAUAGAAGAACUACCAGUAAUGGCGGCUGCGAAACCCUUGCUUGAACACCACCAGAGGUCUAGCAUCCACAAACCAACCAUGAAUCAUACAAGAAACCCAUAAUACUGAUAGAAAUCAUGUAUCAGGAGCAAAUAAUCAGAAUGCUCAAGGUUUUGAAUUUUGAUUACCUGAUGAUACUGAAAGGUCCUUCGCCAGGGGAGCCAUAGCCGCCGCGGAUGCAGGUGUUGACGCAUUUCACGGUGCAAGCCUCCGCUUUCCUGGACUUGGGUCUCUGUAUCCUCAUCGGCUUCUUGCAAUCCUUCCCAUCUUCC
Messenger RNA from Linum tenue, 1756 nucleotides. Lineage: Eukaryota; Viridiplantae; Streptophyta; Magnoliopsida; Malpighiales; Linaceae. The record is from the annotation of a GenBank genome assembly.